Messenger RNA from Cucumis melo (muskmelon), 2623 nucleotides. RefSeq names its product UV-stimulated scaffold protein A homolog. Gene Ontology annotation, biological process: transcription-coupled nucleotide-excision repair; response to UV. The record is from RefSeq and is a predicted model, not a curated record. Lineage: Eukaryota; Viridiplantae; Streptophyta; Magnoliopsida; Cucurbitales; Cucurbitaceae. The transcript is spliced from 2 exons. Gene Ontology annotation, molecular function: RNA polymerase II complex binding. The coding region runs from base 466 to 2418 and encodes 650 amino acids. Gene Ontology annotation, cellular component: chromosome.
AAUGAACGGAAAGGGCGAAAAUUUGCUAACAAUUUUACCAAACCAAAACCAAAUUUGGAAAGGCAAAAAGAAGAAAUAAAAGUAAAAACCCUUUCUCCUUCCCUAUCUUUCCUUUCCCUCGAAAAUUCUCCUUUUCUUCCCCCUCCAAAUCCUCAUCCAUGGGUGAACCCUUUCGAUUAGAAGAAGAUCUCUCAACAAAAUGGAUCAUGGAAUUGAAAACCAAAGUUGUUCAUAUUAAGAUUGCCGCUUCAGAUCUCAAUGCUACAUGAUUUUCUUUUUCUCAAUUCUUAUCCCAUUCAACCACGCCGGAUAAUUCUCAAAUCUUUCCUCGCCCUUGGAUUUCCAUCGCACCGUGCCCGGUGCCGCCGUUCCGCUUGUGCUAUACCCGACCCGAGAGUGGUAUGUAUAUAUAUAUAUUGCUGCUGUUGGAGAAUUAGGAUGAUGUCUUUGUUUUGACUAGUCACCAUGGAGGAAGAGCGAGUAGAGGAAUCGAAGGUUAGGGUUUUGAUAGAGAAGGCUACGAAUUCUACGGAUUCGGAAGUUCAUCCUCGGCUUCUCAAGGCUAUUAAAUCGGUUGUGCGGAAUUCUGAUUCAGAGCUCCGAGUCGCUGCCCAAACUCUUAUGGACCUUAUGAAGUUUGAUCAUUCUCAGGUCCGCUAUCUCACGCUUCUGGUAAUUGAUGAACUUUUCAUGAGAUCAAAGCUUUUCAGAUCUCUUGUUGUUGAGAAAUUAGAUCAACUGUUGACGUUAAGUGUUGGAUUCAGAAGAAAUAUGUUACUUCCCGAACCAGCAGCUGUUGCAUCUACAUUGCGUUCAAAGGCAAUCGAGUUUUUGGAGAAGUGGAAUGAUUCUUUUGGUAUUUACCACAGAAAGCUUAGAUUAGGCUAUGACUAUCUGAAGAACACUCUUCGACUCCAGUUUCCAAAUAUACAAGCAAAUGCAAUGCGACGCCAACAAGAGAGGAUGGAAAGAGAAAGAAGAUCAAAAGAGAUACUGCUUGGCAAGUUUGAAAUGUUGAAAGGGAAUUUUUCUUCUAUCAAGGAAGAAAUUCAGUCAACUUUAGACGAGAUCAAGGAGUGCUUGGAUAUUGUUCAUUCUAAAGAGGAUGCCAGAGACAUGAUUCCUUUGGAUGAUGACACCACAGAAGAGUUUCGAUCUGUCGAGCUGAGACAGAUCCGUCUUGAUGCACUGAAAGGAGAAAUGGUUCAUGAGAAUCACGAGAAUAAAGUGAUUUUUGAUGCAUUAAGGGAGCUUUACAAGCUCAUGUCAAAACAUAUGGUUUCUAUCCAAGAGUGGAUCUCUGUUCUUGUUAGGGUUGAUUCAACGGACGUGAGAUUUAGGGAUUCAGCCUUAAGGGAGUUCAUCGAUCUCCAAAAUAGUCUACGUGCAGUGAAGAGGAAAUGUGAAGAAUUGGGUUGUAACUUUACAGAAAAUGCAAACCAUGAUGACAAAGACGAAGAUUUCUGGGAAGAAGGUCCCGUGGGACCAACGAAGAAUGGAGGUUCCUUUACAUCCGAAAAGAAAAAUGAAGAUCUUGUUGUGGAGUUGACAUCUAAUGUGAUUAAAAAUGCAGAUAACUCUAAAACUAGUGGUGGGGCACAUGUUGAUAAUGUGGUGAAAAAUGGUGAAGUUUGUUGUAGUAAUUCAGCCUCCUCCCUAAGGAAUAAGCUCUUAGCUGAUGCUCCAGUUAUUGAGUGGGGCUCUUUCUUAAAUACUUGGGAUUCGAGGACAGAUAUUCUAGCUAACCAGCGAGGAUUAGAGCUUCAAAGCCACUGGGGUCGAGUAGACUACGAUGCAACUAUUCCUGCUGAGAAAAUUGCGGAACUGAAUGUCCGCGCUUCAUUGUACAAGGAAGACCAACCCGAAAUUCAACCUUGUCGUGCUCCUUUAAGGAAAGGAGGACUUUGUCCAAGAAGAGAUCUAAAAGUGUGUCCAUUUCAUGGGCCUAUUGUGCCCCGUGAUGAUGAAGGACAGCCAUUGAACGUGAGCUCUACAUUAGAUGACACAACUCCUGAUCUGAAUAUUGGAUCGGUUGAACAGCUAGCGAGGCAGGCUGUAAAAAAUGUACGUUUGCGAGAUAAAGAGGCAGCAGAGAAGAGAGAACAUGACAAGAAAGCACUGAAACGUGCCAAACUUGCAAAAAUUAGAGAGCACAAUGCAGGUGUUUUGCGCGACGCUGCAUUGGCAUCGACAUCAAUAUCUUCUGCUCUUGGUGAAAAUAUGGAAACAGGUGGUGAAGGGACCGGAUCGGGUAGGAACAAGAAGAAAACACUUGCAUCUAUGCUGCGUAAGAAAGUGUCGACGAAAGAUCGGUUAUCAAGGAGGCUGUUGGGUGCAAAAUCCAGCGCUUUAACUAAGAGGGAGCUUACUUUGAAUGAAGAUGCAAACUAUAGAGAAGCAUUCCCAAAUCAGUGGUAAACUCACUCUCCAUUUAUUGUGGGUAUUUUCUUUAGGAUUGAUUGUUCAUAAGGUGAAAUUACUUGUUGGAUAAAAUUGUGUAUUCCUUUGUUUUUUUUUUCCUUCCACUGAGAUUUUUUGAAUUAAGCAAAAAAAUAAAAGUAAAAUACAUAUAUUCCUAUGUAUAUUUACCUGCAAUAAAAUCGGUAUCUAUUUGGGAUCAAAA